This is a messenger RNA of Symbiodinium sp. CCMP2456, 1554 nucleotides long. NCBI's taxonomy places the organism in Eukaryota, Dinophyceae, Suessiales, Symbiodiniaceae. The record is from the annotation of a GenBank genome assembly.
AUGUACAUAAGCGCUGGCCGGCAGAUCUGCAAAGCUCGGACCUUCUUGGCCUGGCCAUCUGCGAAAUUGGGCAGAUCUGCAGAAACACAUGCAGAUCUGCUGAGUCGGUUUGGCAGACGAGGUGCUGGAACAAGCAAGACCUUGAGUAGGACUGACCGGCCAUUCAUCGCAGUCUGUGUGCCAGACACAAUCGUAUCGGUUGUCCGUGAGUUUUGUGUGAGGUCUCAGCGUAGCUGUCAUAGCCGGGCUGGGGCCGAGCAUCUUGCAAUGGACCCACAAUCCCAACAGGCUGACGAGGGGGCUUCAAGCCGCUGGUGGCAGAGACCGGCACUCGUGGCUGGCGCCUGUGCAGUGUUGACACCAACCGGUAGAUGGGCUUUCGUGGCCACCGGUCCAGCUGUUGAGGCUCCGAGACAUUUGCGAGCAAGGCCGCUUGCAAGCGUCUCCACAGUGCCAACGAGCAGAUGCAGCGCCUGCAGGAAUGUGCAGGACGGGUCCAAGACCACUCAUCGAGAGGUGGGUCCAGAGACUGCUUCAGGUGCAUUUUCGAUCAAGGGCUCUGCCUUGGGUGCAGCAGCAAUUCUUGGUGUGCGUCGAGUCUUGGGACACCGGUGCAGGCAGCCGGUUCAGCGUGCACAGUCUCCGUUCGCAGAGAUUGCUUUCGCUGCUGCCCUCUAUGGAACUGUGCGUGCGGCUGCGCAUGCAUGGGUGUCGGCGACCGACAGCUUCGCUUUGCGUGACGAGCUCUUUCAGGACAUGGCAGUGGCCCACACAUAUAAAAACUCCAUUCGGCCAUGGAUUCAGUCGGGAGUCAUUGCUCUGAUCUCGAGCAUCUUCGUAGUUUUCGCGGUCAAGGAGUUUAUCAAGUCGAUGAAAGAGUGGGAACAGCAGCAGGAAGUGAAAGAGAUGUCCGCGAUGGGAGAGGACGCCCUGUUCCUGAUGUCCACUCCGGUCGAUGCGACACCGCUCGAAAAAAAGAAAGACAGGAUGAGGAAGCGCCUGACGCCGCUGCCAAUGCGGCUUCUCGGAGGUCUUCUGGACAAAGUAUGGCUACUGCGUGUUGGUGCAUGCGUUGGGUACCUGCUUCCGUUCCUCAAUGCUUUGGACUUCGGAGAGAUCUCAAUCUCUCUUUAUCCGUAUGCUGUGGGAGUCCCACCCUGUGAGCCAAUCGUCAACUUUAUGCAGCACACCCUCAAAAUGCGCUAUCUAUACAAUGCCUACUUGAAGUCAGGAUACUACUUCCUCAUCGUAUGGUUCCUCUUUAUUCAGCUAGCCGUGAGAAACAAGGCUGCCCCCUUCUACGUGCGCUUCCACUCCUCGCAGGCGAUUUUGAUCUCCAUGCUCUUGGGAGUCCCGCAGCAGGUGUUCUUUGCUGUGCUAAAUCCAUGGGAGUCCGGCCUUUGGGUACAGACUUUCAUGUACCACAGCAUGGUGUCAAUCUUUCUCUUCAUCGUGUGCCUCCUUCUGUGGUGUUGUUUAAAUGCUUUGAUGAAGCGUCAAAUGGCCAUGCCGUUGGUUUCAGAGGCUGCCGUGAUGUGGGCGGGAAAAGAGUGA